Molecule: messenger RNA, 822 nt
Organism: Maniola jurtina (meadow brown)
Lineage: Eukaryota; Metazoa; Arthropoda; Insecta; Lepidoptera; Nymphalidae
Gene: mtSSB
Product: single-stranded DNA-binding protein, mitochondrial
Exons: 3
Coding region: 166-609 (147 amino acids)
Biological process (GO): mitochondrial DNA replication; positive regulation of helicase activity
Cellular component (GO): mitochondrial nucleoid
Molecular function (GO): single-stranded DNA binding
Source: RefSeq, a predicted model, not a curated record
GUGAAAAAACAAUAAAAACAAAGAGUCGGUAAAAAAAUAAAUACGAAAAGUUAAUCUCGUUUAUUUGGGUUAAUAUUAAUAAAAUUUUUCAACUGCUAACGGUUAUCAAGUUUUUAGGUACAUGCACUAUAAUAUAAUUGUGCUAAAAGAAAUAUUGUGUUAGAAAUGCAGCGAUUUUCGAAGGGAUUCUCUCAUGUGAAACAGUUUGUACAAACUGGGAAGUUGUUACACACAACUAUUGCCAAGUAUGACGCACAAAAUACAGAAAAAACAAUUAAUCAAGUAACAUUGUUGGGAAGAGUAGGAGCUGAUCCCCAAAAACGAGGCUCUGAAGAACACCCAGUCAUAAAUUUUCCACUUGCAACUCACUUCAGUUACAAAUAUGAGUCUGGUGAUAUGCUUCAGAGAACAGACUGGCACAGAGUCAGUGUCUUCCGACCAGGUCUACGCGACACUGUCUAUAAGUAUCUUAAAAAAGGUCAACGGGUGUAUGUCACUGGCAAGCUGUCUUAUGGUGAAAUCAAAUUAGAUGAUGGACAGGUUAGGACAGCAUCUACUGUGAUAGCAGAUGAUAUUAUUUUCUUUCAAAGUCAACCACCAAAUGCAUAGAUAGGUAGGUAUUUGAUUAAUUGUUAUUAUGUAUAAAACAGAAUACAGAAAUGUGUAUUAAUGCUUAAGAACAACUUUUGGGAUGCAUUUAAGUGUUGGAAUACAUUUUAGUAUUUGGCAGAUAGGUAGGUCUCUUAAGAUAUAUCUUAAAAAUAAGCUUGUAGUUUGCUAGGUAUUUUAUAUGAUAAAAUAUAUCUGUUUCAAGUCAUUAUU